Lodderomyces oxycetoniae is the source of this 2745-nucleotide messenger RNA. RefSeq names its product phosphatidate phosphatase (gene SMP2). The coding region runs from base 1 to 2745 and encodes 914 amino acids. Gene Ontology annotation, molecular function: phosphatidate phosphatase activity. Gene Ontology annotation, biological process: fatty acid catabolic process; triglyceride biosynthetic process. The transcript has a single exon. Lineage: Eukaryota; Fungi; Ascomycota; Pichiomycetes; Serinales; Debaryomycetaceae. Gene Ontology annotation, cellular component: nucleus. The record is from RefSeq and is a predicted model, not a curated record.
AUGCAAUACGUUGGGAAAGUAGGAGGGUAUGUUUAUAACCAGUGGAACUCUUUGAAUCCUGCUACUUUAUCAGGAGCUAUUGAUGUGAUUGUGAUUGAACAUCCCGAUGGAACACUUCAUACGUCGCCAUGGCAUGUUAGGUUUGGCUUAUUUCAGAUUUCGAAACCUUCUCAGAAAAAGAUUGACUUGUAUGUCAAUGAUGUCAAUACACGCUUGCCUAUGAAAUUGGGAGAGGGAGGAGAAGCACAUUUUGUAUUUGAAGUAGAUAGCAAGGAGGACCUUAUGUUGUCUGAAAGUGUUUUGACGUCACCUGUUAUAUCGCCACUUUCUUCUCCCGGAAGUUCGCCUGCAACUAGCGACCAAGAACCGGACGAUCUUGAUUUGGAUGAGAAAGCCAAGUUGAGUAACACACCGAGCCCGAAAAGUCCUUCUCAGAAGGCAAAGUUUGUAAUGGAAAAUGCUCGGAAAAUAACCAAGAAAUUGAAUAUUCCAACAAAAGUAGAUAUGAAUGGUGAUAUGGUUAUUGAUAUGGAUGGAUAUAAAGCGAAUUCUCAGAAAAACAUUGAUAAUUCCGGAGAGUUGUUCAAAAAGAUAUUUUUGGAAGAAAUCGAAGGCGAGCAUGGCAUCCAGGGAGAUAGCUCAGUAAAAGCAUGGGACCAGAUCAUCACCAAAGACGAGAAUGGUAAUAUACGAAUAUCGAAUGCAUCUGAAAUGAACAACAACAAUGCUAUCGCUGAAGAUGACGAUGGAGUGUUGCUGCCGCUUGGCACUAACACUAGCCCCAGCCCCAGCCCUAGCAUUAGCACCAGCACAAGUGCUGCCACCACACUGAAUAGCAUGCCUGGUACUGGCAAUGGCAAUGGCAAUGGCAAUGGUACAUUAUUGGACACUUCAUCACUGACAAGUAGCAACAAGGUUUACUUCAAGACGCUAAGAUUAACGUCACAACAGUUGUUAGAAAUGAAUUUACAUUACGGAGUGAACUCGUUGAAAUUCAAAUCGCGUGAGGGCAACUCUCAAGUCAAUGCAAACUUAUUUCUUUGGAGGUCUACUACGCCAAUUGUGAUUUCUGAUAUCGAUGGUACUAUAACAAAGUCGGAUGCUUUAGGACAUGUUCUCAAUCUCAUUGGAAGAGAUUGGACACACCCUGGGGUUGCAAAGUUAUUUCAGGAGAUUCAUCAGAAUGGGUAUCAUAUAGUAUACUUGACUGCGCGAUCUUUGGGUCAAUCAGAUUCAACAAGACAGUAUUUGCAAGGAAUAAGCCAAGAUGGGGUCAAGUUACCAAUAGGUCCUGUGAUUUUGAGUCCCGAUAGAACCUUUGCUGCUUUGAAGAGGGAAGUUGUUUUGAAAAAACCGGAAGUUUUCAAAAUGGCUUGUUUAUCGGAUAUCAGAAACUUGUACUUUGAAAAAGAUACCGAUGGGCUCGAUGACGACGAUAAGCAAACCCCUUUCUAUGCCGGUUUUGGGAAUAGGAUUACAGAUGCAAUCAGUUAUAGAUCGGUUCAUAUUCCAAGCCAUCGAAUAUUCACAAUUAAUCCAAAUGGUGAGGUGCAUAUGGAACUUUUGGAAUUGGCUGGCUACAAGUCCUCAUAUCUUCGUAUAGGUGAGUUAGUUGAUCAUUUUUUCCCACCCAUAAAAGAGGUUGGGUCAAUUUCUGCUUACUGGAACAAUGCUCAAUGGUCGGAGUACAUGCAGAACCAUGAGGAUGCUGGAGAUUCCAGUGAUAUGAGGUCAAUCGGAUCUAUACAUGCACCACCUAUGUUAGGCUCUCCCAGGUCACCCAGGUCACCUGGGUCCCCACGAAAUUACAUGGAGGAGUUUAAAACUGAUGAACGUUUCAAUGACGUGAAUUAUUGGAAAACGCCAUUUAACUUUGAUGACUUGAGCGCGAGCGAUCUAGACGUCAGUGAUGAAGAUAAAAACUCAAAAGAAUUGUUAGUCAUGAAAACAAACCGAACUGACAAAUUGCUGCAUUGGUCGAGUAGCGAGAAGAAAGACCACACUGAGAAUCCAGAACUUUUGCAGAAGGGCAAGAAUACAAAAAACCCAAUGAGGUCGCCAGAAUUAGAAAGACCUCUAUCAGCAUCAUCUUUUACUUCUCCUCUUAAGAACUUUAUGAAAUUUGGCAAAAAAGAGGAAGUUAAUAAAGACGAAGAUGAAGAAGAAGAGGAAGAAGAAGAAGAAGAAGAAGAAGAAGAAGACUUUUACAAGGAGAAAUCUAGAAACAUAAAUGAAGAUGACUUUACAGAUUAUGAAGAAGAAGAAGAAGAAGAAGAGGAUGAUGAUGAUUAUACUGAUGAUGACUAUGAUGAAGAUGAUUAUGAUGAGGAAGAGGAAGAUGAUGAGGAAGAUGAUGACGAGGAGGAUGACGAAGAUUAUGAGGAUGAAGAUUUAGAAGAGGAAGAAUUAGGGAAAGAAGAGUUAGAGGAAGAAUUAGGGAACGAAGAGUUAGAGGAAGAAUUAGGGAACGAAGAGUUAGAGGAAGAAUUAGAUGGAGAAGAUAGUAUGAAGCUUGAUUUAGAGGAACCGUUGGAAAGUGGUGAAGCUGACAAUGAGAGGAAGGUUACAGAUACUACUACUGGAGUUAUCAACGACAAAAAUGAGAAAGGUGACAAACUGGCCACGUCUAGUUCUGAUUCAAACGAAAAAGAUACUUCAUUGAUGGGCAAUAAAGAUGCUUCUUUCAAAGCAGCAGAGGUGAUUCAGGAUACCACUAUUGAUAGUUUAGAAAAAUUGGUUAUUUAA